Molecule: messenger RNA, 738 nt
Organism: Plenodomus lingam JN3
Lineage: Eukaryota; Fungi; Ascomycota; Dothideomycetes; Pleosporales; Leptosphaeriaceae
Source: RefSeq, a predicted model, not a curated record
AUGGAAGCAAUUUCAAUUGCUGCCAGUGUGUCCCAGAUUGUCGUAUAUAGCGUUUCUUCAAUCCACUAUUUAAGAAAGUUAACCUCAGAACUCACCCAAGGUAGUUCCGCAUAUUACGAAGAAGAGAAGAGCAUCCGUUCCUUGCUCGACAUCGUUUCUCGACUUUAUCUGCAGAACGAGAUCGACGACAGUGAUCACCUUCUUUCGAUUUUGCUAGACAUAUCCCGUGUUUCCUGCGACAUCCUUCACUGUUUUCGACCGAAGAUCGUCUGGGGUCUCAAUUUGGCUCCUAUCAUCAACAAGGAUAAGAUCCUUUCAUCUCUGGCACUGCUUGAUACGAAACGAAAACUUCUUCAUAUCCACAAUACCCUAUCCUUGCUGCAACCAGGCCAUCAAAGGCAUCAAACCCGUUCCACAAUGGCGCAACAGAAUCGCGAGAUCGAAUUUAGUGAACACCGCACGGAGGGAGUCGCAGAGCGUUUCAGCGGAUUACAACCUAAUGUCCUGGAAUCAACCAAAAAGAUCACAUCGAAAGGAAAUUAUGUAGGACCAGGGGCUAUGGACCUUGGCUUCAACCAGACUGAGCUCUCCAACGAUCACCGGAUACAAGCGAUGCAUCAAAACGUCAAAUAUUAUACACAACGUCCUGCAGAAGACUCUCAUGAUAACAAAGCCAAAGUCGCAUCUUCAGCCUUCUCUGGGGUUAAAAAAUAUGGUUUCGAGUCGGAUGAAGCCUAG